Messenger RNA from Phalaenopsis equestris, 2450 nucleotides. RefSeq names its product UDP-glucose:glycoprotein glucosyltransferase-like. Gene Ontology annotation, cellular component: endoplasmic reticulum. The transcript is spliced from 16 exons. The record is from RefSeq and is a predicted model, not a curated record. Bases 174 to 2450 code for a protein of 758 amino acids. Lineage: Eukaryota; Viridiplantae; Streptophyta; Magnoliopsida; Asparagales; Orchidaceae. Gene Ontology annotation, molecular function: UDP-glucose:glycoprotein glucosyltransferase activity.
GUCGCCGGUCUCCGCAGGGUCUGCUCCUCAGUCCUUAGUUUUUCCGAUGACGAACCUUCUCUCUCCUUCUCAGUCGCCGGUCUCAGCAAAUGCGAAUGCUUUAUAGCUCUAUUUGAUCCAGUGAUCCUGCGAGAAACUUUUCUAUUACCGCAGCUACGAGAUCUUUUUCUAAGAUGGGUAUCAGUCCCCGAUCUAGGGUUUCUGCGCUAUGGCUGAUCCCCAUGUUCUAUUUGGCCUUCGGCGGUCUCUCAUAUUCCGUGGAAGGUCACCGUCCUAAGAACGUUCAAGUCUCUCUGCGGGCUAACUGGCCCGGAACUUCACUGUUGUUGGAAGCAGGGGAGUUGCUCUCUAAAGAAUGGAAAGAUUUGUUUUGGGAAUUCACUGAACUGUGGCUGCAACCAGACAGAGCUUCAAACUGUUCAACAGCUCGAUGCUGCCUGGAUAUUAUUCUAAAUGAUGGACAAUCGUUUUUAAGUAAUCGUUUAGGAUCAAUUUUUGAAUUUUCUCUUACUCUUCGGUCAGCAUCCCCAAGGCUGGCUUUAUACAGGCAACUGGCAGAGGAUUCGCUAUCUUCUUUUCCAGUUGAUGAAGAAGUUAACUCUACAACAAUAGGGCUUACUUCAGAUGGUGAUCACUCUCGCUCAACACGUUUGGUGAAAUCUGGACGGAGUUGUUGCUGGGUAGAUACUGGUAGUGUGUUGUUGUUUAAUGUUCCUGAACUUCUUUCAUGGCUUGAUACAUCACUUGAUCUUGAAGCAGACUCUCUGGAGGAGCCAGAACUUUUUGACUUUGAUCAUAUAUAUUUUGGUUCACUUAUCAGCAACAAAGUUGCGAUUCUAUAUGGAGCUGUAGGGAUGAAAUGCUUCCAAGAAUUUCAUGUUGUUCUGGCGGAAGCAUCAAAGAAGGGGAAAAUUAAAUAUGUUGCCAGGCCUGUGUUACUUUCCGGGUGCCAAGCUGUAGCCAAUAGCUAUUGCUCUUUUGUUGGUGCUUCGGAUGCAGUAAACUUGGGCGGUUACGGAGUGGAACUUGCUUUAAAGAAUAUGGAGUACAAGGCUAUGGAUGAUAGUGCUAUAAAGAAAGGUGUUACUUUAGAAGACCCAAAGACGGAGGAUCUAAGCCAAGAAAUCAGAGGAUUUAUAUUCUCCAAAAUCUUGGAACGCAAACCAGAUUUGACUGGCGACAUUAUGGCUUUCCGAGAUUUCUUAUUAUCAUCAACUAUAUCAGACACUCUUGAAGUUUGGGAGCUGAAAGAUCUGGGCCAUCAAACUGCUCAAAGAAUUGUGCAUGCAUUGGAUCCCUUGCAGGCAAUGCAGGAAAUCAACCAGAAUUUUCCAAGCAUUGUUUCCUUGUUGUCUCAAAUGAAACUUAAUGAUUCCAUUAAGGAAGAAAUUAUCACAAACCAGAGAAUGGUUCCUGCUGGCAAGUCCUUGAUGGCUCUUAAUGGUGCUCUAAUUAACAUCGAAGAAGUUGAUCUUUACCAGUUAAUGGAUAUGGUUCAUGAGGAGCUAUCAUUGGCUGAUCAGUUUUCUAUACUGAAGCUUCCACAAAAUGCAAUACUAAAAUUGUUGUCUGCUCCACCACCUUCUGGAUCCAAUGUCUUUCGCAUUGAUUUUCGCUCGACUUAUGUUCACUAUCUCAAUAACUUGGAGGAAGAUGCUAUGUACAGGCGCUGGCGAAGUAAUAUAAAUGAGAUCUUGAUGCCAGUGUUCCCUGGCCAGCUCCGGUACAUCCGUAAAAAUCUAUUUCAUGCUGUUUAUGUGAUUGAUCCUGUGACAACUUGUGGAGCCGAGAUAAUCAAUAUGGUUCUAUCUAUGUACCAAAAUAGUGUACCGAUGAGAUUUGGGGUUAUACUCUAUUCUUCAAAAUUGAUAAAGCAUAUUGAAGAGAGUAAAAGCCGUCUUCCGAUAGUUGCAAAAAAUGACGACUUCAAUGAAUGGGACGACAUUUCUAGUUUGAUAAUAAGACUUUUUCUUUAUAUCAAGGAGAGCUUUGGCAGUCAGACGGCUUUUCAAUAUCUUUACAAUGUAUGCAAAAUAAAAGACGCGACCGAUGUUCUUGAUGAGGAGGCCGUUCAGGUUCAUCAGGUUGAGGAAGCAUUUAUAGAAACGGUGUUAGCCAAGACCAAAUCUCCUCCCCAAGAUUUGCUUCUAAAAAUUGAAAAAGAACCUAAAUAUAAGGAGGAGGCCGAAGGGACCACCCAUUUUGUUUACAAGCUUGGAUUAUCUAAGCUUCAGUGCUGUCUAUUGCUAAAUGGUCUUGUACAUGAGCCAAGCUCCGGUUGGACAAAGGAAACUUAUACACAAAGGAAGAGGGUGGGAGGGCAAGAAGAAUCCCUUCCUAAACGAAGACACGUGAGGCGCCUUCCGGGAUCGCGAAAGUUUGCGAUCCCCCCAACUUACGAGCUGGAUCUCCUACUAUCGCGGUCCUUUGCGUGGUUCCCGCAGGCAUGA